This is a messenger RNA of Cygnus olor (mute swan), 1644 nucleotides long. Its product is annotated as HEPACAM family member 2-like. The coding region runs from base 195 to 980 and encodes 261 amino acids. The transcript has 5 exons. The record is from RefSeq and is a predicted model, not a curated record. NCBI's taxonomy places the organism in Eukaryota, Metazoa, Chordata, Aves, Anseriformes, Anatidae.
GGGCGCCCCGAGGCUGCUGCACCCCACAACCCCCGGCCUCGCGGGGCGUGCCAUGCCCGGUGUCCUGGUGCCCCGGGCCGAGCCCAGCCGCGUGUCGGGGCCUGAGUGACGGCGACAGGAGGCGGUGGCACCCGGUGCUGGUCCCGGUCCCAGCCCCAGCCCCGCCGCAGGCCGCGCCGCGCCCCAGGUCUGCCAUGCUCGCCCUUCCCCUCCUCGUCCUCCUGGCCUCCGCCAGGGGAGGCCCAGCGGCCGGCCUGGCCCUCACAGCCCGCACGCUCUUCCCGUGCUACUCUGCUGACCUCAAGCCGGCGUCCGAGGUCCUCGUCUCAGCCAGCGGCUGCACCGUGCUCUUCAGCGUCGAGCCGCCGGCAGCCGGCACAACGGCGUCCUGGGAGUACGAAUCCGGCCCGCGCAAGGCGGUCAUCGCCACGUACGUUCCCAACAAGUCGGCCGAGAUCUCCGGCAUCUACGAGGGCCGCGUGAGCUUCAACGAGACGGACUUCUCGCUGCAGAUGGUGCUGCGGUGGUGGGACGGGGGGCUCUACCGCUUCCGCUCCGAGUCGGAGGCCACGGGCUGGUUCGAGCUGCGCGUGGUCGAGCCGCUCUCCGAGCCAGAAAUCCUGGGCAACUCAUCGGUGGAGGUGGGAGGCAACACCAAGCUUUUCUGCAACGUGUUGGAGGGGCAGGUGGACUUGUACUGGUGGAAGAGGAACGGGGAGCUGCUGAUGGAGAGCAACGGCCUCCACUUCGUCCACAACAACACGCUGGAGAUCCACCGAGCCUUGAUGAACGACACCGGCUACUACACGUGCAUAGUCAGCAACGCGGUCAGCCAGAACGAGACCUCCUUCCUGCUGCGCGUCCACAACAAUGACAAGGCGUUUUUCAUCAUCAUCCUGGUAUUCGUUUGCAUUGGCUUGCUGGCAGGGAUCUUCAACUGGUGCAGGUUGAGGAACAUCCCUGAUGAUGACUAUGAGUAAGGUGCUUUUAUUUCUGAAAAUUUAGCACUGGAAAGCCAGAGGUUUCAUUGUCCUCAGCAUUAACCCUAUGGAGAUACCUCUUUGGAGUGGAAGUGCAUCCAGGAGAGGGUCAAAUCACGUCCUAUGGUUAGGGCUACGCCAUCCUACACCAUUUUCAUGGUGAAAAUCCUAGCAGAAUUCUCUGAAGGGGGAGUUAAAGCUGACGUGCAGAAGAACAAAAUUUCAGUGAAGCUGUUUUCUUAAAAAAAAAAAGUUGGACAUUGUUUGGUGCUUGUUUGCAUUGCUGAAUGGUUCUGGCUGUGUUUGUGCUUGUUGCAUUGUGGCAGGAUGAGCUGGAAGGUGCAGCUGGGCUCUGCACGGCACAAGUCCUGGAAAUAUCCAGUGUAAAAUAGGUUGGCAGCAAAAUGUCAUCUCUAAACUGCAGGUUUUAAAGCACAAUUGAAAUAUUAAAGGAAGUGAAGCAAAUUGGAUGUAUUAGCCUAGUUUUCAGACUCAUUUUUAAGCUGUAUUACAAGUUGUUCAGUUCCCUGCAGUGCUUGCGGGUAUUCAGGACAGCCAAAUGUUACAGAAAAAAUAUAUUUUCAAAUUGUUUUGAGUGUUGUCUAUAAAUCGUUUGGGGAAAGUGUAGUUUUUCUUGUCUCUUGCUACAAAUCAAAGCGCACAC